CGAUUCCAGCCAGUCCACUCGCCUCUCCGCCCGCCACCCAACGUUCACUGCUGUGAACUUGUGAACCAGCCAGCCACCGACUGCAGCUGCUGCAGCUGCAGGAACAUUCGCAUGUAGUUGUGCACUGCAACAGCAACAGCCACACGAAGCCAUCGCCCCAAUCAAAUUUGUUAUGCUGUGUUCCAUGCCAAUCAGCAACACAGCGCCAGCAUUGUUCGAACGCGCAUAACAAACCCAGUCGCCAGUCGUCAAGCGCCGCACGCCCACAACAGUGGUGGCUGUUGUUUUUGUUGUUGUAACCCCCCUUGAUGGGUCACGGACCCCUGUGCCCCAGGGCCUCCACUAUUGCCUCAUCUGGACCAACAAGUGAUGGUCUUGGUGAGCAACGAAUGGCUGAACAAUAAGGAUGACGAACAGAAAACAGAUCCAGCAACAGCGGCGACAGCAUCGGGAGCAGUCGGAGCACCAACAGUGAGUAACGGAGGAGUAUCGACUGAAACAGCCGCGAGGGGAUCGCUCGAUACGGUGAGAGCAGCAGUUGGCGCAGUAGGAGGAGGAGGGGCGUCGACUGUCAAACGCAAGAAAUCUCAAAACUCCCUUAACAUGGACUCGACAAAUACGAUGAAGACCGAGCAGGAUCUUCUUCAGUCCAUUGAGAGGGAGAAGCACGAGCUGGAGACAGCGGACAGCAAUAAUGAGGAGUCCGACGAGAACCAGGAGAACAAUAACGUGCAGGAAACCGACUCCAACACGAACACAUUGCAGGGUACGAGCACUCCAGACCGUCGCUUUUCCCAAUUGCCUGCAUCCAGCCAGGUGCUACAGAUGACACUGAAUUCGGUUCUCAACGCAAACAACACGGCAGUGGGUGGGGGUGUUCCCACUGCCAGCAGUCUCUUCAGUUCAUUGGGCGGACACAACAACGGCCUCCAAAGGGAGCAAAGGGAGGCGGACUACGGCACACUGUUAUUACCACAGACACAUACACAGGGACUGGGAUUGGCAUUGGCAUCCACUGACCUAAACAUGAGCUCGGAGACGGAUUCGGGAGCAGCUACUGCUAAGGGCGAAGCCAAAAUUGUGCUUCAGUGCGAGGCAAAGUCGCACAAGUUUGAAACGCGGUCCAUUCUGCUGCAUCCGAACCAGGAGUGCAAGGUUGGCCGUCUGAUAGCUAAGAGCAAGGCCAGCGAGGAAAACGCGAUCUUUGACUGUAAAGUCUUGUCGCGCAAUCACGCGAUGCUCUGGUACACACAGGAUGGCCGCUUCUGGGUAAAAGAUACCAAGUCCAGCAAUGGCACAUUUAUUAACGACAACAAACUGGGCAAUGAUCCAGUCGAGCUUCACUUCGGCGACACGGUCAAGUUUGGCGUGGAAGUGAUCGAGAACUCACGACAGGAGGUGCACGGCUGCAUCAUAGCCAGGGUGACACUCUUCUUGCCCGAUGGCAGGGAGGCCAUAUCAAUCGAUACGGAUCAGCUGCAGCUGCUGGGACCCAAUAGGAUUAGUUUCGACGAGAUCCAGCGCCUGAACUCAUUUCUCCAAGAAGCCGCGCAGAGGGAGAAGACCCUCAAGGCGAAAUUGAACAGUUUGCAGGGUGUGCUCGACGCCACGCGGAAGAACUCGGCCCUAUGCUGGCAGAGCAUGAUAACCGAGGACCAGCUGAUUCACAAAAUCAAUCUUCUGGAGAAGAAACUGCAGAUGAUGGAGAAAAAUGUGCCAGAAAAUGCGCUGCGUAACGAGAUUGUAAAGAUGCUGGAGGACAAGACAACGUAUCAAUUAACUGCCAAAGAGGCUCUGCGCAAGGUGUACCAGGAGCGCUGCGAUGCUAUGCAAGCACUGUCGAGGGCACAGUUGUCGAUAGAGACCUCUGAAAAUGAGUGCGUAAUACUGCGUGCUCAGAUCGGUACAUCGAAGCAGACGCUGCAGGACUUUAAUGCGCGGCUCGAGAAGCUCCAGCAGGAGUACAUGGAUUACAAGCAGGAGUCGCUGCGGCAGCAACAGGAGGCUAAGGAACAAGAAGAACAGCGCUUGGAGCUGCAGAGGGAACAACUGGAGCGUGAAAUGGAGGAGCUGCGUUUGCAGGUGGUCCGACUCCAGAAAACCAUUGACGAGCAUGACAGCGAACAGAGGCUGCAAGAGCAGAGUGUCCUGCAGCAGCUGGACGCGGCAAUUCCCGACGAUGGCGAUGACGAUGAUGCGUACGAGGACAACAGCGACGACGAAAGUAUGGACGAGGCACAGGAGAAGGACUCAGCCACAGAGCAAACAUCUGACAUGGAGACGAAGGAUCAACCAACGACAGUGUCUGAAAAUCAGAAGACUAAGACGCCCAAGCAACAGAUCGAUUUUGAUAACAAGAAAAAGGUGAUUCGUAGAUCGCAGGUAAUGAAGUUGCUAAAAAACUCAGAUCUCAGCAAAGGCGUAUUAGGCGGCGAUGUGCUGAAGGCUAUCCUUAACGACGCCGGCUCCGAAGAUGAGGAUCACGAGCAGGAGCAGGAUCAGAAUGAGGAGACGGAUGUGCAGGCAUUAAACGUGCGACCUGAGCUUAGUGCGGGCAUUAAGCGAGAGGCGGCAAAAGCUGCUAGCGAUGAAUUCAUCCACAAUUCACCGAAGCAUGCGCGUCUCAAUGGCAUUGAUGAAAUGCCAGAGCCCUCGAAUAACCAAUUGCAACCUGUACUCUUAGUGCACAAGUUGGAAAGCCAAGAGACGCUGGUGCGCGAUGAAGAGAUUCCAAAUAUUGAAUAUGAUUUCCCCACAGAUCAAGCAAUCGAAAUGCUGCAGGAGGAAUGUGAUAGUUACAAACAAAAGACGGUGUUGCUAACCAGCGACAUUCACUCUCUGAAAGAGCAGAUUGACAAUCUAAAGCAACAGCUUGGGCAGGAGCUUCAGCGCAACUCACAUAAAGAGCAGCCUAAAACAGAGACAGAGGCAAAGGCAGAGAAAGAAAACGAAGUCUUUGACAAUGAGCCGCGUCAGGCGUCUGGCCAGGACGAGAGUCUCCGCCUGGACACUGAAAAAGCCUGGGACGAGGACCUCGCAGCCAUAAACGACUCGCAGGUAGUACGCGAGGAGGAACUAAUUGUCUACAAGGAGCGACUAGAAAAAUCAGAAAGCAGCAAUGUACAGCUUAAAAAUGAAAUAUUACAGCUUCGUACCGAGCAGAAGCGUGAGCAGCCCCAAAAUCUGCUAUUUCUGUACCGGCUCGUGCCUUUGGGCUGCCUAGCUCUUGCUGGCCUCAUCUACUUCCUCUCCAUUCGCAUCUAAGACACUUGGAACUAUCCCAGACACCACAAAACACACCAGCGCGAAGCAAUUGGAGCCAUGGGGCUGAUGUGGUGUAUAUGGAUGUAAAGCUUGAGAAGUGCAACCGGAGGUGGCCACCGCAUUUUCGCCGUUAUUUAUAAGUAGUCCCUCACCGAGCUUUACAAUAUUUAAUUUGCUUUAUCGCCUAAUUUCUUUUGAGCACAAAAUUUAAAGUCGUAAAUUUAAAUAAAUCGUCGACCCGAACUAAGGAAAAAAUUAUAAAAAUGUUUAAAAAAUACAUAAUAAAAAAUAAAAAAACGCAAGGUUAGUUAAUUAUAAAACCCCUUGAUUUUCCAAUAAUCGUCUCAUCGAACUUCGCACUUCGAAAAGCCGAAAAAGUUCCAUGAUGCGAGUAUUGGAUUAAUCAGUCGAAGAUCCCAGCUCACAAUCGCACCCAGAGCGCGUCUUCUAAGCUAGCAUUAAGUUGCGAUAGCGAUGUAGUACCAGCUAUAUUUUAUAUGCUAAAUGUUGAUUUAUAUAUUUAUACUAUUUAGCUGAUUUUAUUUUCGAUGUCUUUGUAAACGGGUGGAGUGUGUGGACGUGGACACGGCAACAAACGAAAGAUAUUCAAACGCUUACGAUAUAGCAAUAUGUAAAAAUGAGAUAAAACGAAUAUAUUAUAUGUAAUAUU
This is a messenger RNA of Drosophila obscura, 3934 nucleotides long. It is a transcript of the gene Slmap, whose product is annotated as sarcolemmal membrane-associated protein. Lineage: Eukaryota; Metazoa; Arthropoda; Insecta; Diptera; Drosophilidae. The record is from RefSeq and is a predicted model, not a curated record. The transcript is spliced from 4 exons. Bases 370 to 3264 code for a protein of 964 amino acids. Gene Ontology annotation, molecular function: protein binding.